This is a messenger RNA of Panicum virgatum (switchgrass), 4960 nucleotides long. RefSeq lists its product as uncharacterized. The coding region runs from base 950 to 2002 and encodes 350 amino acids. The transcript is spliced from 2 exons. Lineage: Eukaryota; Viridiplantae; Streptophyta; Magnoliopsida; Poales; Poaceae. The record is from RefSeq and is a predicted model, not a curated record.
GAUAGACUCGAUUCGGAAGUCACCGGCAACCUUGGCGGCGGCGAGCGUUGGCUCGACUGAUUGUCGGAGAAUUCCUAAUCCUUUGUAUCCAGACUCGAGAUUCUAUAUCGUGAGUGAGAAAUCCGUCGUAGGAACAAGAGUUGUGUGACAUAUGGUAUCAGAUUCAUAGAUCCUCGGUUUGCUGUUGGGUUGUUUUCAUUUUCGCCUCUGUUCUUUGUUUUUCCCCUUCGAAUUUGAGCAGCACUCGCCGGAGUUCUUCCCGAUCCCGGCGACCACACCCCGCCCACCGACUCCCAGUCGGCGGCGGCCACCGCAUACUGCCGGUUAGCCGUUCCGGCGCCGUCGUCCAUCUCUGGUAGUCUCGCGCCGCUUAGGGAGUAGGCUCGUUUGGCGAAGAGGAUUCCACAUAUCGUGACUCUGGAUCCUACCCACUCCCACUUCACUCGCUUCCAAGCUCGAUCGGGAGCAAUGGCACUAGCCAAGGAUUCCAUCUCCACCGUGUUAGCCAAGUUGGAGGAACUCGGCCAGAAGUUCGACAACAUGGAUCGCAAGACCGACGAGACCACCCAGAAAAUUGAGGAGAUGCAGCAGUCCGUUCGUCAACUCAAGGACGAGCAGAUCUCCUUGACAAGUUGGAAGCCGGAACUUGAAGAUAAGGUCUCGGAUCUGCAGAAUUCAGUCUUCCUGCUGAAACAAAAGGUGGACUGCUUCAUCCAUAAACUACCCAAGACAGAGAAGGUGGAGAAUGGUGUUCCACAUGGAGUGUCCAUUUCCGCCCAUCUGGGAGCUUCUGCUGCAGCAGGGACCUCCGGGCCUAAUGGCCACAGCGUCGAUCCAUCUCACCUGAGUGUUGGUGCUGGGGUUGUCACCACCCCGGUGCCACCUCCGGUCACAGGAAGAAGUGUUAUUGGGUCAUCCUACCUUCGAGACACGUCGCAAUGAUAAUCUGAUGGAUAUCAAACCUUUUGUCAAACCUGGGCUUCCUUUUGUUUCUUCCAACAAGAAUAUUGAUAUGCUGUCUCAGUCUGAAAAGAGGGGUUCUUCUCUGUGUAAAGGGAAGGUUCAGUCUGACAAAUUGGCAGCACUUAUGGCUUAUAGGAAGGCUAAGGGAUUGUGCUACAAGUGUGUUUUGAAAUGGGGUUCUCAACAUAAGUGUCCAGAAUCUGUGGCUUUGAAUGUUGCCGAAGAACUUUGGCAAAUGAUUUCCCAGGAUGAUGUAGUGGCGGAACCUUCCCAAGAGGAUUCUGAUUCUGGUGAGGACCUUAUGGCCUUGUCUGACCAAGCUGUUCAAGGUACUUGUAUUGGCAAGACAAUCAAGUUGGCUGCUCAUUUUGGCAAACAUAGUGCUGUGGUGCUACUUGAUUCUGGCAGUUCUCAUAACUUUAUUAGUGAGCAGUUAGCAGCUUGUUUACCUAAUUGGCAAUUACUCCGGAAGCCUCUCCAAGUGAAAGUAGCCAAUGACAGUGUGCUUAUCUGUACUCAUGAAGUCACUUGUGCUUGGCUUGUGCAAGGAGUUCAGUUUGAAACAACAUUCAGAAUCCUUCCUCUACAAUGUUAUGAUUCCAUCUUGGGCAUGGACUGGCUGGAACAAUUUAAUCCAAUGCAGAUUCAUUGGGUGGAGAAGUGGUUAUCCUUUACAUACAAGGGGGCUAAGGUACAGCUGCAAGGACUAACUGACACAACAUCUACUCUUCUUCCUUUGUCUGGGGAUCAAUUGAAUGCCUUGUUACGGCACAAUGAUAUUUGGUGUGUGGUCCAACUUAAUACUUUGAAUGCUUCUGAACUUGUUAAAGAGCAGUCUCUUCCUCCACUGCACAGCUCCUUCACAAAUACUCUGAUCUGUUUGCUGAACCCACUGGCACACCACCUGUCAGAUGCAUCAACCAUACUAUACCAUUGUUGGCAGGAUCCCAACCUUUUCGGCUCAGGCCCUACAGGUACACACCAGCUCAAAAGGAUGAAUUUGAACGACAAGUCACUCAUCUUCUCAAGAAUCAUAUGAUUCAACACAGCUCUAGUCCCUUUUCCUCACCUGUGUUACUGGCCAAAAAGAAGAAUGGAGAAUGGAGAUUAUGUGUCGAUUUCAGGAGACUUAAUGCCUAUACCAUCAAAAAUAAGUUUUCAUUGCCCAUAAUAGAAGAGUUAUUUGAGGAGCUACAUGGGGCUAAAUGGUUUACCACACUGGAUUUAAGGUCUAGUUUUCAUCAGAUUUUAGUAGCUGCGGAGGAUCAAUUCAAAACUGCAUUCCAAACUCACUCUGGCCACUAUGAGUACAAAGUAAUGCCAUAUGGAUUGACAAGAGCCACUGCAACCUUUCAGGCCAUCAUGAAUCAUAUCCUGGCUCCAUUACUAAGAAAGUGUGUAGUGGUUUUUAUUGAUGACAUACUAAUCUAUAGCAAAACACAAGAGGAACACUUACAGCACAUCCAGAUGGUGCUUGAUAUUCUGAAGGAGCACCAGUUUAAGGUUAGAUUGUCCAAGUGCACUUUUGCUCAACAGCAGCUCAAGUAUCCGGGACACAUACUAAGUGGUGAGGGUGUUGCCACUGACCCUAGCUAGAUCAAAGAUGUGCAGAACUGGCCCACUCCUACUUCUGUCAAAGAAUUGAGGGGUUUUCUUGGUUUAGCUGGUUACUAUAGAAGAUUUGUGCCUCAUUUUGGAAUGCUAGCCAAACCCUUGAUAGAAUUGAUCAAAAAGGGACAAAUGUUUGUGUGGACAAGUUUGACUGAACAGGCUUUUCAAACACUGAUGAAGGCUUUAACUUCUGCACCAGUACUUGCUCUGCCCAACUUUGAGAAAACCUUUGUUGUAGAAACCGAUGCUUCUGAUAAAGAAAUUGGAGCAGUACUCCAACAGGAUGGCCAUCCCAUUGCUUUUGUAAGCAGAGCUUUAGGCCCCAAAAAUCAAGGAUUGUCGACUUAUGAAAAGGAAAGUUUUAAAAAAGGAAAGUUUGGCUAUCCUUAUGGCAGUGGAUCACUGGAGAUCAUAUUUGCAACCUGCUCCAUUUGUCAUACAAACUGAUCAGAGAAGUCUUGUGCAUCUGGAUGACCAAAGAUUGAGUUCUUUUUGGCAAUAGAAGGCUUUGACCAAGCUCAUGGGCUUACUGUACAAAAUAUGCUAUAAAAAGGGGUCAACCAAUAAUGCUGCAAAUGCCUUAUCUCGGAUAUCUCCCCAUCCUGAUCUAGAACUUCAUGCCAUGUCUACUGCUCAACCAAUCUGGUUGGCCGACUUGCAAAACAGUUAUCUUAACUACUCUCAGGCCAAACAACUGCUUAUCGAGCUCUCACUCAAACCAGUUUUCCAUCAUUUUUCUUUAGUUCAAGGUGUGAUUAAGUCCAAGGGCAGAAUCUGGUUAGGUCAUAGUCCACCUCUUCAACAACAAGUAAUGCAAGCUAUCCAUUCUAGCCCUAUUGGUGGCCACUCUGGUGCACUUGUUACCCACAUCAGAAUCAAGAAACUGUUCUAUUGGCCUCUUAUGAAGAAACACAUUCAGCAGUUUGUUGCCAGUUGCACUGUCUGCCAGCAGGCUAAAUCAGAGAAGGUAGCUUAUCCUGGUCUCUUACAACCCCUGCCAGUACCUGAUCAUGCUUGGCAAGUUGUUUCUAUGGAUUUUAUUGAGGGUCUCCCAGUUUUAGCUUCUUACAACUGCAUAAUGGUAAUUGUGGAUAAAUUCUCCAAAUACUCUCACUUCAUUAAACUGGCUCAUCUUUCUCAGCCCUUAAGAUUGCUAAGCUGUACAUGGAACAUGUUUACAAACUACAUGGUAUGCCUCAAGCCAUCAUCUCUGAUCGAGAUAAAAUCUUCACGAGUCAUCUCUGGCAGGAACUAUUUAAACUCUCUGGUACAGAACUUCGUAUGAGUUCUGCGUACCAUCCCCAAAGUGAUGGGAAAACUGAGCGAGUUAAUCAAAGUGUGGAGGCUUAUCUAAGGUGUUUUAUUCAGAACUGCCCGACCAAAUGGUCUGAUUGGUUAGCUCUAGCAGAAUUCUGGUAUAAUACAAAUUUCCACUCGGCUCUGAACAAGUCUCCUUUUGAAGUGCUCUAUGGUCAUUCUCCCAAACAUUUUGUCAUUGAGGGCACCGAUAUCUGUGCUAUUCCUGAUCUAGCUACUUGGCUCAGAGACCGUCAAGACAUGAUUACUUUGUUGCAACACCAACUUCAGCGAGCUCAACAAAGAAUGAAGCAUCAAGCUGACAAGAACCGUUCUAAAAGAUCUUUUGCAGUUGGUGACCACGUUUGGCUGAAACUGCAACCCUACAUACAGACAUCAGUGGCUCAUCGCGCCAGUAACAAACUCUCCUUCAGAUACUUUGGUCCUUUUGAGAUUCUCAGCAAAAUUGGUGAUGUUGCUUACAAACUGAAGAUGCCUGCUGACAGCUCUAUUCACCCCGUCUUCCAUGUCUCCCUCCUCAAGAAAGUUGUUGGUACUCCUCACCCAAUGCUCCCCUUUCCUUCCGAUGUUCAGUCUGUUCAGGUACCCGAGCUCGUGUUGGAUCGUCGCCUCAAGACUAAGGACAAUCGCGUCGUCUCGCAAUUGCUUAUCAAGUGGAGUCACCUACCACCAGAGCUGGCAACUUGGGAAGAUGAAGACUCCAUCCAACCCCGACUCCAGCAGACCACGGCUUGCGGACAAGCCGUUUUUCAAGAAAGGGGGAAUGUCACGGUGUCACCUGUUGACGACCAGGCCAAGGCGAUCAGGCGCGGUAGAAGAAUUAAGAAGCCAAAUGCUUUCGUAACUGGGCCGGAUUGGCGUGAGUAGCGGAGGCCCAUGUAACGGGCGAGCACGGGAGUGCUUGUAAUACUUAAGCAUGAACAGGAGACGGGGAGAGACUCGAUUUGGAAGUCACCGGCAACGUUGGCGGCGGCGAGCGCUGGCUCGACUGAUCGCCGGAGAAUUCCUAAUCCUUUGUAUCCAGACUCGAGAUUCUAUAUCGUGAGUGAGAAAUCCGUCGUAGGAACAA